AUGCCCACCGUUGCACCUCCCAGCAAAGUUCUCGUCACUGGCGCGAAUGGAUACAUCGCAAUUUGGGUCGUCAAGAACCUCUUGGAAAAAGGUUAUGCUGUCCGUGGAACAGUUCGUUCGGAAGAGAAGGCACAAUACCUGAGGACACUGUUCAGCGCUUAUGGUGAUAAGCACGAAGAGGUUGUUGUGGAGGAUAUCACAAAGGAAGGGGCCUUCGAUGAGGCUGUCAAGGGGGUUGACGCUAUUGAGCAUACAGCCUCGCCGUUCCACCUAAACGCGGACGACCCAGAUGAGUUGAUUAUCCCAGCUGUACGCGGUACAGUUGGUAUUCUUCAGAGUACCCUCAAACAUGGAUCCUCUGUCAAGCGUGUCGUCAUUACUUCCUCAUGCGCUUCUGUGCUCACUGAUGUUCCAACUGCCUCAACGUUUACUGAAGUCAACUGGAACGAGCAAUGUCUGGAGAUAGUCAAAGAGAAGGGACGCUCCGCUCCCAACAUGAUGAAGUAUAGAGCUUCCAAGACCUUGGCUGAGAAAUCGGCAUGGGAGUUCUGGAACCAGCACAAAAGCGAGGUUGCGUGGGAUCUCACAGUGUUGAAUCCCCCCUUUGUCUUUGGUCCAGUGAUUCAUGAUGUAAAGACAGCCGAAACUUUGAACACGUCUGCCUUGACCUGGUACAAAAUGGUUGCUCAUCCCACAUCCAACGGUGUCACCAACGAAUUUCUCGCAACGAACGGCUCAUGCUGGGUCGACGUGCGCGACCUGGCCGAGGCCCACUCUCGUGCACUGGAGAAAGCCGCCGCAGGUGGUGAACGUAUCAUCGUUAGCACUGGGCUAUGGAAAUGGCAAGACUUUAUUGAUGCUGCGAACGAAUUAAACCCUCCUCCUCGCUUGUCGCAGCCUCUUCCACGAGGCGUUCCUGGUGCAGGGACUCCGAACCCGGCCACCGUUCACCUGCUUUAUUAUGAUACUGCCAAAGGGGAACGUAUUCUAGGGAUUAAGCACCGCACAAUUGCAGAAACAACGAAGGACACACUGGCGGAUUAUGAAGCUAGAGGCUGGUAAACUGAUCCCGACCGCUAGAGAAUAAGAAGUAAGGAUGAUAGAGGCCGCAGGAAGGAAGUAACAUGCCAUGUAUUCGGAAGUCACCCAGAAGGAUAAAUUUUUAGUUGUACCAUGUAAAAGAAAGAUCAUUGAAACCAUACCUGUUGCUCUCAUUCCUUAGCUGCACAGUUUGUAGAAACUAGGAAAUAUCAGGGCCUCAGUCAUAUACAGAACAACUAAUGUUUGUACAGUUAAUGUGCUCAUAAUGCAUAGCAUUAUGUGGCAAAAAAGGGUCUUUUUCAAUACAAAAUUU
This is a messenger RNA of Serpula lacrymans var. lacrymans S7.9, 1354 nucleotides long. RefSeq lists its product as uncharacterized. The transcript is spliced from 9 exons. The coding region runs from base 1 to 1062 and encodes 353 amino acids. Gene Ontology annotation, molecular function: oxidoreductase activity, acting on the CH-OH group of donors, NAD or NADP as acceptor. The record is from RefSeq and is a predicted model, not a curated record. NCBI's taxonomy places the organism in Eukaryota, Fungi, Basidiomycota, Agaricomycetes, Boletales, Serpulaceae.